GAGCGAGCAGGAGAAGAGGAGGAAGAUGCCGUGCCUGAACGUGUCGACGAACGUGAACCUGGAUGGCGUGGACACCUCCGCCAUCCUCGCCGACGCCUCCAGCACCGUCGCCGCCAUCAUCGGCAAGCCGGAGGCCUAUGUGAUGGUUGUUCUCAAGGGUUCAGUGCCCAUGGCGUUCGGCGGUACCCAGGAGCCUGCAGCCUAUGGUGAGCUGGUUUCCAUCGGAGGGCUGAACCCUGAUGUCAACAAGAAGCUGAGUGCCGGCAUUGCAUCCAUCCUUGAGUCGAAGCUGUCCAUCCCCAAGUCCCGCUUCUUCCUCAAGUUCCACGACUCAAAGCGCUCGGACUUCGGAUGGAACGGAACCACCUUCUAGACGUGCAUCGUAUGGCCUGUGGGCGCAUUGGAACUUCAGAUUUCUUAAUGUCUUGUCCAUUGCCUAUUCAAGGAGAAACUGGUGUCAGUGAGACUUGUCGGGUUAUUGGCAGUGUCUAUGAACGCUGGAGUACUUGUGUGGUCUAGUGAUUUGGUACAACACUUGCCAUGGCAAGGGAAUGUUGCAACUAUAUUAGGUCUGUUUCUUAAUCAUGAAACCUUUCUGGUGU
This is a messenger RNA of Lolium rigidum, 602 nucleotides long. RefSeq names its product macrophage migration inhibitory factor homolog. Gene Ontology annotation, molecular function: phenylpyruvate tautomerase activity. NCBI's taxonomy places the organism in Eukaryota, Viridiplantae, Streptophyta, Magnoliopsida, Poales, Poaceae. The transcript has 3 exons. The record is from RefSeq and is a predicted model, not a curated record. The coding region runs from base 26 to 373 and encodes 115 amino acids.